UUUUAAAAAAAAUAUAUAAUGGCAGACGUCUAAUCACAAAGAGCAUUCCAAAAGCAAGAAGGUAUCUUCCAAAACUCAAAAAAACUUUUGGCUAAGAAAACAUCAAAAGGAGUUAGAUAUUGGAAAGAAGUUGGACUCGGAUUCAAAGUACCAAAGGAAGCAAUUGAAGGACAUUACAUUGAUAAGAAAUGUCCAUUCACAGGAAAUGUCAGUGUCAGAGGUGCCAUCUUAAAAGGAAUCGUCAUUUCUACCAAGAUGACCAGAACAAUUAUUAUCAGAAGAGACUAUUUACAUUAUGUUGCCAAAUAUAAUAGAUACGAAAAGAGACAUAGAAAUGUCCCAGUCCACAUCUCACCAGCUUUUGGACCAGUCAAGGAAGGAGAUAUUGUUGUUUGCGGAUAAUGCAGACCCUUAUCAAAAACUGUUAGAUUCAAUGUAUUGAAAGUCAUCCCAAAUGAAAUUAUUGGUAACGUGAGAAAGCAAUUUGUUUUGUUUUGAUUAAUAAAUCAAUAGUACAUUAUAUAAAAAUCGAUAAUUUUCUUCAAA
Messenger RNA from Paramecium tetraurelia, 546 nucleotides. RefSeq lists its product as uncharacterized. Gene Ontology annotation, cellular component: cytosolic small ribosomal subunit; ribosome. The transcript is spliced from 3 exons. The record is from RefSeq and is a predicted model, not a curated record. Gene Ontology annotation, biological process: translation. Gene Ontology annotation, molecular function: structural constituent of ribosome. Lineage: Eukaryota; Ciliophora; Oligohymenophorea; Peniculida; Parameciidae.